AUGAUGACGGGCGAGGAAAGAAGGUCAGAAGCGAAGGAGAACAGCAGGCCGACGAUUUUUUCGACGCGGAGGCCGCUUCCGACGUGGAUCACAGCGCCAUACAACUCAUGGAUGGCCGCGCGGGCGGCAUGGACAGGCAAGAUCCUCGGAAACGUUUUGGCUCCACAUUGGCAGUGCCUGGUGCAUCAAAUGAAGAAGACGUGUUCGCGACCCCGCGCGCCGAUGAGGAGGACGAAACUGAAACGAACCGGCCGGCACCAGUUUCUUCCUCCAUGGCUGCAGCGAAAAAGACCGACAGCGCGGCUUCGGUACUGGGACCGCCAGGUCGAGGCUUGGAGAAGAAGCCAGGCACUCCGGCUGCGGAAGUUCCUUGGCGCAGCCGUUUGCGAGCACAGCUGUCACGCGAUCACGCUGACAUCGAGCUCGAGAACCUCGAUGAAGACUUUCCUUGAAGGAAAGGAACAGUGCCUACUUAGAUUGAGAAGUAUCUUUUGA
Molecule: messenger RNA, 495 nt
Organism: Amoebophrya sp. A120
Lineage: Eukaryota; Dinophyceae; Syndiniales; Amoebophryaceae
Source: the annotation of a GenBank genome assembly